Messenger RNA from Myzus persicae (green peach aphid), 821 nucleotides. Its product is annotated as acyl carrier protein, mitochondrial-like. Gene Ontology annotation, cellular component: mitochondrion. The record is from RefSeq and is a predicted model, not a curated record. The coding region runs from base 120 to 560 and encodes 146 amino acids. Gene Ontology annotation, biological process: fatty acid biosynthetic process. Gene Ontology annotation, molecular function: acyl carrier activity; acyl binding. NCBI's taxonomy places the organism in Eukaryota, Metazoa, Arthropoda, Insecta, Hemiptera, Aphididae. The transcript is spliced from 4 exons.
UAAUAUUUCUCAUUCGAAGCUUUCAAUCGAGCUGAUCUCCGUGACGCUGUUGCUACUUAUUUCUUAUAUAUUUUAAGUAUUUUGUACAAAAAUAAAGUACAUUUUUAGAAUAUAUACGUAUGAUGGCGUCCCUUGGGAAAGUCUUGUGUGGUACGUUUUUCACCAACACCAGUUUACGGGUGUUGAGACGUUACCCAAUAUGCGCAGGUAAACGGUAUUUAAGUCAAUCGAAAAUCGUCAAUAACCUUAAUCUUCAGACAUGCAGAGUACCGGUGACGGUUAUGCGGCAUUACAGUGUCAAGCCACCGAUGACUAUUGAACAAAUUAAAAAGCGUGUCCUAUUGGUAUUACAAUUAUACGACAAGGUUAACCCAGAUAAGCUUACUCUUGAAUCACAUUUUAUCAAUGAUCUUGGAUUAGAUUCAUUAGAUCAUGUGGAAGUUAUCAUGGCCAUAGAAGAUGAAUUUGGUUUUGAAAUACCUGAUGAAGAUGCUGAAAAGUUGCAUAAACCUAAAGAUAUUGUGCAAUAUGUGUGUGAUCGUGAAGAUAUUUAUGAUUAAAUCAUUCAGUCCUGUGUAUCUAAAUGUACUAAAUGUAGUUUUUCCAAAUAUUAUAACAACUCAUUGGAACAGCAACACUGAUUUGUUAUUUUUUAAGAAUAUAAGUAUAGUAAGUUUUGAAAAAGUUUUUUUUUGUCUGAAAUACAUUUUUUUUUUUUAUUAUUAUGAUUAUUAUUAACAUUAUUUAGUUAUAAUCAAACUUAGUAUAUUUUUUAUGAAAAUCCUUUGUAGUAUUUAAAUGCCCAAUAAGCAUCAAUUCCG